Molecule: messenger RNA, 1035 nt
Organism: Trypanosoma cruzi
Lineage: Eukaryota; Euglenozoa; Kinetoplastea; Trypanosomatida; Trypanosomatidae
Exons: 1
Coding region: 1-1035 (344 amino acids)
Source: RefSeq, a predicted model, not a curated record
AUGAACUUAGAGUUGAUGAAAAUGGAGUCGUGCCGAGAGGCGAACGGCGCGCCCCUCUUGCCGCUUUCUGUGUCCUUUCCUUUUGCCCGUCAGGAGUUGUAUGAAAAGGGCAGUUGCAUUUUUGGCAAUUGGGGCAGAUGUUUGAAAGCGCAGCCCAAUGACUCACCGGUGCCGCGCAUGGAAAUACAGAUGGGGAAUCGAUGGCAAGGGAGAAGCAGCGAAUCACGUGUGCAUCGUGCACUCUCGUGGUCUCACCGUGAGGAAAGUGAGAAACCAUGCGGUAUCAAGGCUCAUCGUUGCAGGAGCAGAUCAGCAUUGCCGAUGGCGGUUGACGCAAUAGGUGGCUCCUUUCCUGUUUUGGGGACUACGGAUAAUGGUGGUGAUAUUCCUUCAGCUUCUGGGGAAAAUAGCGUUGAAAACGGAAAAAAAGAAGUUCCUUUAGGAAGAUGCGCAGCAUUGCUUCAUGCCAGAGAGGAUCGUGCUCCAGUGCUGGAGUCCGCCUGCUGCAGUAACGUCCCCAACGACUGUCGCCUGGAAGAGAAAUGUGAGGAAAAUUUCUCCCUUGCCUCCAGUACGCGAUCCACUGCCCACCAUGAGGCUAGCCCACACUCCACGGCCUUCAUGCCUACAUCCGAACAUGUCCAUGGGCUUGCCCAGUUAAUGGAUGGAUUGCAGCAUGCCAUCCUUCAGCUCAGUGGUGAAAUGCGAGAACUGCGGCUUGCAUUUCAGCAGAUGAGAGGGUCUUUUAUGAGUGGCCGGCAGAAAACACUCUCUCGGCCGCCACUCGUCGGGCCGAUGGCGGUGACGACACCAGAUCAGCCUCAGGAAGAACCUGCCCCAUCGUCAUCCAGCUCUUCUCUCACGUUCCCUCGCAGAACUGAAGAUCUGUCUUUCUAUUCCGCUUCCCCACCUCUUCAUCCAGAGGGUUCUACGGCUUUCUUGGAUGCAGGUAUCGUCAAUGCAGUUUCGGAUGGCCUAAAGGAGCUCGAGGCUCUUCCGACAUUUUUGCCAUUUGAGCACCGCGUCGUUAUUUAA